AUGGCCGGCUGCAACCUGGUGGGCAUCGCCCAGACAGGCAUUGAUGCUUUGCUGCUGAGUGCGCAGGAACCUGUUCCCAAAGGCUCCGUGCAGCCAAUCGCGUUGAUCCUAGCACCCACACGAGAGCUCGCGGUGCAGAUCACAGAGGAGGCAACGAAGGUCUUGAAACAGUCCCGAAGUGGUACGCACAGGAAUGGCAUUUGGGCAGUCUCUGUUUAUGGUGGCGGCAAGAAGUUUGACCAGAUCAAGAACCUGCAAUGGGGCUCAGAGAUUGUGGCCGCCACGCCGGGUCGCCUUAUUGACUUUGUCACGUCCAAGGUGAUGAGCCUAGAGCGUGUGACGAUGCUGGUUUUGGAUGAAGCCGACCGAAUGCUCGUGGAGGGCUUCGCCGAAGAGGUCAAUGUCAUCUCUGCCCAGAUCCGGCCGGAGCGGCAAGUCUUGUUCUUCUCGGCCACCUGGGCUGCGGAGGUGCAAGAACUCGCCGCGGGCCUCUGUCAUUGUUCCCAGCCGGUGCGGCUGUCCGUCGACCAGGAGCAGGGAAGCUGCAUGAAGGCGGCCCGGAAGGCGCGACAAGGAAUUGUGCAGGAGGUGGUCGUUGUCGACUACCCGGACGAUUACGAGAAGCAGGUUGCCGAGAAGAGGAGACGCCUUGACGACCAUCUGAACGAGGUGCUUUGGUCUUCGGCAGAUCACAAAGUCCUAGUCUUCGUGUCGCAGAAGACGUACGCAGACGAGCUGGCAACAAAGCUGUGGGAUGCAGGCUUCCAAGCAGCAGCCAUGCAUGGUGGCAAAUCGCAGGAAGCCCGGCUGGCUACGCUGGACCGUUUCCGCAAGGGCGAGCUCAGGCUCCUCAUUGCCACGGACGUCAUAGGCCGGGGCAUUGACAUUCCGUCCGUGUCCCACGUCGUGGUGUUUGACAUGGGAGGCGUGGAGGACUACAUCCAUCGCAUCGGGCGAACUGCAAGAGGGAAAGAUGGCACUGGCCAUGCGCUUGUCUUCUUCGAGUACUGGCACAAGGAUCCCAGCAUCGCAUCCCAGCUCGUGGAAGCCCUCUCAAGUUCCGGGCAGCAGGUCCCACCGGAGUUGAAGAAAAUCGUCCAAGAAGUGGAUGCCGGACAGCGUCAGGUCUGGAAGGGGAACAACUCCAAAUGGUCCGGCAAGCGAUGGGCCAGCAAUGAGUGGUCCAGCCGAAACGAAUAUUCUAAGAGAUCGGAAUGA
Symbiodinium sp. CCMP2592 is the source of this 1218-nucleotide messenger RNA. Lineage: Eukaryota; Dinophyceae; Suessiales; Symbiodiniaceae. The record is from the annotation of a GenBank genome assembly.